Molecule: messenger RNA, 579 nt
Organism: Linum trigynum
Lineage: Eukaryota; Viridiplantae; Streptophyta; Magnoliopsida; Malpighiales; Linaceae
Source: the annotation of a GenBank genome assembly
AUGUGCGUCGCCAGGGUGAAUCUCUACCUCCAGACCUUCAUCCUCUUAUUUUCCCCCAAACGAAUUGUCCCCGACAGGGCGCUGAACAUAGCCGGGAUUUUGGUUUUCUGGACCUGGUUCCCUCUUUUGGUUGCUUGCUUGCCGAAUUGGCCCGAGAGGUUCGUGUUCGUGCUGACUUCCUUCGCGGUGACAUCGAUCCAGCAUGUUCAGCUUUGUCUCAAACAUUUCCCGGCGAAUGUGUACAUGGGUCCGCCGAGGGCCAACAAUUGGUUCGAGAAGCAGACGAGGGGGGCGCUCGACAUCUCGUGCCCGUCGUGGAUGGAUUGGUUUAACGGCGGGUUGCAGUUCCAGCUGGAGCACCAUCUGUUCCCCAGGCUGUCGAGGUGCCAGCUGAGGAAAGUUUCGCAGCUGGUUCAAGAUCUGUGCAAGAAGCACAACCUACUGUAUCAGAGCUACUCUUUCGUUGAGGCGAACGUGUGGACGAUUAAGACGUUGAGGGCGGUGGCGGUGCAGGCGAGGGACCUGGCCAAUCCUGUGCCCAAGAACAUGGUGUGGGAAGCUGUUCAUACUCACGGUUGA